CUUGAUUACCUGCCCCUUUGGUUCUUUCCCCAUGCGUCUUUGUUUCUGUUUCAUGUUCUUGGUUUUAUAAAAUCACCCACUACUCCCUGAACGUGCUUCCCGACUCUCACCGCACAUCGUUACGAGUAAAUCCGCCUGCUAGCCACUGCUUGUCCACUAAGUCAUGUCAGCCCCAGGUUACCCAUCCCCUCACCAGGGUCCUGGAAGUUACUCCACGGCACCCUACCCUGUUCCUCAUGGUGGGUAUGGUGACCCUAACCAUGCUCCCCCACUGGUUGACUUCCAUAUGGGCUACAACCACAAACAACUCCACCCAGGCCAGCCUGUGAUGCACCAGCCUGUGCCCAUGCCUGAAUAUGGGGUACCUCAAAUGGGCCCAGGCUAUGGUGGUCCCAUGCCUGGGCCUGAAUUUGGUGCAGUUGUGCCUGUUGGAGUUCCACCUGGUCUGGAGUACCUAACACAGAUUGACCAGCUCCUUAUACACCAAAAAGUGGAGUUGCUGGAAGUGUUCAUUGGCUUUGAGACCAACAACCAGUACGAGAUCAAGAACAGCCUGGGUCAGAAGAUCUACAAGGCCAAGGAGAAGAACGACUGCUGCACACGCAACUGCUGCGGUGCCCUGCGUAGCUUCGACAUGAAGAUCAAGGACAACACGGACCGCGAGGUCAUCCGCCUCAUACGUCCCUUCCGCUGUGCCUCCUGCUGGUGCCCCUGCUGCCUGCAAGAGCUCGAGGUCCAAGCCCCGCCUGGCACCACCAUAGGUUAUGUGUCCCAGGACUGGAACCCCUGCGUGCCCAAGUUCUCCAUCAAGGGGGCCAACAUGGAGACCGUAAUGAAGCUGGAAGGACCCUGCUUUGCCUGCAACUGCUGCGGGGAUGUGAAUUUUGAGCUGACGGGGGAAGAUGGAGGCAAGCCCAUCGGCCGCAUCAGUAAGCAGUGGGGUGGCCUGAUAAAGGAGGUCUUCACCGACACGGACAACUUUGGCAUCCAGUUCCCCAUGGACCUGGAUGUCAAGAUGAAGGCUGUGCUCGUGGGCGCCUGCUUCCUCAUCGAUUUCAUGUUCUUCGAGAAGGACUGAGCACUUGAGUCAAACUCUCUUUCUGUUCCCAUUUGCAAUCCCCCCUUUUUUUCCCGAUUCUGUUUGAAACUCCUUCCUUAUUUGAAACCUUAGAGGAAGCUGCCAAUCCUAGAACUCUUUCUGUGUAACACGUGAGGUCUUAUCUGAUGAGCUUACAUAGCCUCUGGACUGUUUCUGUCUAUCCACUCGAAUGUAAGAAUCAGCAACUGGGCUAUGAGACAUAGGCCUUAGUUGUCUUUCAUGGGUUUCUCCACUCUCUCCACGGAGUUCUGUUUUUUGCAUUUGUUCUAUCAAAUUGAUUUCUUGUUUAUCUAUGUACAUUUGGGGGUUCAGAACAGUAUGGAAACUUGUUCUUAAAUACUUUUUCAAUAUUUUCUUUUUAGUCACUGCCAUGGCAAGUAUUUUUAUCAUACCAAAUGGCUUCAGUUGCAGUAUUACAUUCUAGAUUCUUUAUUUUAGUGUUGAAAAUUAUGAUUACUUACUGUUGUCACCUGUCAAAUCCACUUCAAUCAGUGUAGAUGAAGGGGAGGAGACGGGUUAAAGUAGGAUUUUUAAGCCUUGAGACUGUGUAUUUGUGCCAUUCAGAGGGUGAAUGGGCGAGACAAAAGAUUUGUGCCUUUGAAUGGGGUAUGGUAGCAGGUGCCAGGCAAACCGGUUGGUAUCAAGAACUGCACCGCUGCUGACUUCUUCACGCUCAACAGUUUCCCGUGUGUAUCAAGUAUGCUCCGCCACCCAUAAGCCACCUUGACACAACUGUGGGAAGCAUUGGAGUCGGCAUCCCUGUGGAACGCUUGUAGAGUCCAUGCCCUGACGAACUGAGGCUGUUCUGAGCGCAAAAGGGGAUACGACUCCAAUAUUAGGAAGGUGGUCCUAAUAUUUUGUACACUCAGUGUAAAUUUUUCCAGGCCUCAGUUGUUCCUUGACAAGCACCAUUCAUUCACGCUGUUGAUCAUUUUAAUGUUACUACUUCUGAUAGUAACUAUAUCCACUGGGGAAGUGGGAGAGAGUGAGGUGGCUCAAAUCAAAUCCAUCUGAGUCAACAUCUUUUUUUUGCAGCAAUGAUUGUCAGAGAUUCAAGGAGUUAUCAUCAUUAAGUAACAUAAUUGAUGCGAAGCAUUGAGUAUUUACAUUCAUCCACUUAAAAAAACAACGACUUUGUCCCAGAAUCAUUUACCUGCAGGGCAUGCCUUCAUCAUGAAGGAAUGGGCUUACCUGACUUAAGGGACAUAGUGAAAAGUUGGGGCCAAUUUCUUGGUAAACUGUUUCCUUUGGUGUUAUAUACAGUGUAAUUUUGUUCAUGGGUUCAGUAUGAUGACUCUUUGCACUGUUUAGGGAAAGUGUUAUAUUUGUAUUAGCCAACAAGGGUCUGGUUUCAAUCAGUCGUGCUGAAGCGUGAUUGAAAUUUAAAUGCAAGAUUUCUGCAUUUGCAUUAAACGCUGCAUAUGUCGGCUCAAUCGAAAAUGACUUUUUGAAUUUCAACCAUGCGUAUUUUCGGCACUACAGAUUGAAUCCAGCCCUGGGUCAAACAGUUGUGGUAAAUAAAGCAGUUUUGUACCCUU
Oncorhynchus masou masou (cherry salmon) is the source of this 2637-nucleotide messenger RNA. RefSeq names its product phospholipid scramblase 2-like. Gene Ontology annotation, cellular component: plasma membrane. Gene Ontology annotation, molecular function: phospholipid scramblase activity. The record is from RefSeq and is a predicted model, not a curated record. Gene Ontology annotation, biological process: plasma membrane phospholipid scrambling. Lineage: Eukaryota; Metazoa; Chordata; Actinopteri; Salmoniformes; Salmonidae. Bases 164 to 1078 code for a protein of 304 amino acids. The transcript has 7 exons.